Molecule: messenger RNA, 5910 nt
Organism: Amphiprion ocellaris (clown anemonefish)
Lineage: Eukaryota; Metazoa; Chordata; Actinopteri; Pomacentridae
Gene: klhl38a
Product: kelch-like family member 38a
Exons: 4
Coding region: 468-2225 (585 amino acids)
Molecular function (GO): protein binding
Source: RefSeq, a predicted model, not a curated record
CAUGGAGGAGGGGGAGGACUUUAGCCGCACAGGAAGAUGGACAAGGGUUAGCAGCUCAGGGACACUUUGAUUCAACACCAGCCUGGGUGGGCGCGAUGGCUGAGUCAGGACCCUGUGAUGAUUCUCCCUCCCGAAGCCAUCAUAAACACUCCCUCAACUGGACCCUGGCAAAGCUGUUAAGCCGGCAACUGGGUACCAAACAGCUCUGUGUCACAUGAGAGGCCUGGCUGGAGUCACAGUGGCCCAGGAUACUAUUCUUAGAUGCAGGAAUGUACACAGUGGCCUCAUGGCAAUCUCCACAGCGCCUAACUGGAAAGCCUUGUCGUUUCUCUGUGUCAUGCUCCUUCCCUGACUACGCUACCCACUUUCUGUCUGGAUAAUGUUUUAACUCUCUUUCAUUUGCAACUGAGCAUUUCCUUCUGAUCAGACUGACAACAUACUUUGGAUAUUAUUGAUCCUCUGAGGGCAUGAGAAUGGCUGUAAGACCACGCGAGGUUUUCUAUUUCAAAGAUUCAGAACUUCCCUCCCACCUUCUUGCUCAGCUCAACACCCUCCGGCAGGAGCGCAUCCUGACAGACGUCCUGCUCUGCACCGAGCACCAGGAGAUCCCCUGCCACAGGAGCGUCCUGGUGUCCAGCAGCCCAUACUUCCGCGCCAUGUUCUGCAGCAACUUCCUGGAGAGCAGCCAGGCCCGCGUCAACCUGAGAGGAAUCUCUUCAAAUGUCCUCAUCGGCAUCGUGGACUACGUGUACACGGGCUGCGUCACUAUCACCAUGGAGAAUGUGCUGCCGCUCAUGCAGGCAGCAUCCAUGCUUCACUAUGUAGGUCUGUUUGAAGCCUGCUCCAUGUUCCUCCAGGACCAGCUGAGUCCAGAGAACUGUCUGAGCAUGAUCCGCCUCUCUGAGAUCCUUCACUGUGAGAGCUUGAGGGAGAGGGCGAAGGAGAUGGCUGUGAGGUGUUUCUCUGAUGUCGCCGCCACAGAGGAUUUCUGUGAGUUGUCUCUUCCUGAGCUCAUGUGUUACCUGGAAGACGACCGACUCUGUGCAGAGGAGGAGCAGGUGUUUGAGACCCUCCUGGCGUGGAUCCACCAUGACCCGUUCUCACGACGCGGCGCCAUCCACGAUCUCUUCAAGAAAGUCCGUCUCCGCUACAUCCAUCCAACUUACCUCUUCCAGUUUAUUGCCAAUGACCCGCUGGUGCAGUCUUCCACCCUCUGCACUGAGAUAAUCGAGUCAGUUCGUCGCCUCAUGCUCACAGUCAGCACCAAGUGUAGUCGUGAACUGAAGCCACUUUGGACCACACCCAGGCGUUACACCUGCAGAGAGACGCUGGUGGUAGUUGGUGGGCGUAAAAAUAAUGAACAGACUUCACGAGAGGCGUUACUAUAUGACGAGAGGACUCAUCGCUGGCAGUGGUUGGCCAAGCUCCCUCUUCGCCUCUACAAAGCUGCAUAUGUUUGCAUUCACAGUAUCCUCUAUGUGCUUGGCGGGCUCAGCCUCUGCAUGACGUCAGGCGACAGCUCGGUCAGCGCCACAGUUUACACGCUUUCCCUUAAAACGAACCAGUGGAGGACUGCUGAGCCCAUGUUGGAGCCACGAUACGCCCAUCAAAGCGUCUCCUACCUGCACUUUAUUUUUGUGUUAGGAGGCAUUGGGGUAGACAAGAGAAUCUCUCAGUCAGUCGAGAGGUAUAACAGCAUGUUUAAUCAGUGGGAAACCAUGGCACCAAUGCCCACAGCAACACUUCAUCCAGCUGUUGCAGCCAGUGAUCAGAGGAUCUAUGUUUUCGGAGGGGAGGACGCCAUGCAGAACCCAGUCAGGCUGAUUCAGGUGUAUCACAUCUCUCGAAACUUGUGGUCCAGGCUAGAAACAAGGACGGUGAAGAAUGUUUGCGCUCCUGCUGCUGUCAUAGAAGACAAGAUCUACAUCAUAGGAGGAUACACCAGACGAAUGAUUGCCUACGACACCAAAGCCAACAAGUUCGUAAAGUGCGAGAAUCUGAAGGAGCGGAGAAUGCAUCACAGCGCUACAGUGAUCAACAACAAGCUCUAUGUUACUGGUGGACGCAUCCUCAAUGGCCACGAUGUCAUCGAGGACUCGGACUGCUUUGAGUGUUACGACCCGAAAACAGAUGUUUGGACGUCUAAAGGUUCUCUCCCAUACAAGCUGUUUGACCACGGCUCUCUGCCGCUGGUCUGUGUCACUAACAGGCCCAACCCACCAUGACCGACCAUCCAGUCACUGCGGGUUCUUCUCCUCCCCUUUGCCGUGAUUUAUUGGCCUCUAACUACACCAGUGGGAAACCAUUUCACACUAGCUACAUUCCUUCACGCAGCUCAGCCUCUGCCACCACUUAGUGGCAUGUUAGGCCAGGCUGACUUUCAUCUGAAUGACAGAAGAGCUGAACCGACGUGCAGAGGUGUCAUUUCUGAGGCACCUGGAGUGGAACUGAACUGAGAACCUCAGAGAUGACGAGAGGCAGUCAUACUGACACAACAAGCAGCUGCUCACACAUUCGUAAUCCAAAAAGCUGUUUCCGCAAAUGGCUGCACUCGCUGGAGGCUAACUAAAAGUGUUAAUGCUUUGAUUUACACACAGCAUCAUCACUCUGAGUGGCAGCUGCAGCAAACUUUUCUGUAACAAUCCUAUGAUCUCUUGUAAAACUGAAAAUGACAUAGCUAGCAAUUUGCACUUUAUAGAUAAUAAAUAAUACAUUCCUCCUGUGAACAAUUGUGACAUGAACAAGCUCCUACGGCAAAGUUAAAGUAGCUGUAGCUUCUGUCAUGUUCGAUGAAAUCUUGCAAAGAAGAACUGAAAUGAAAUUAUCUGGGCCAACAUUAUUCCAGUUUGGGGGCUCAAUUCUUGACUGUGAAUUAUUCCUGCAAAACCCAACAAAGCAUGUUCUGCGUGUCAUUUUAUGGAUGUUUCACUUGCAACACGCUGGCAGUAGAAUAAAAAGAUGUUCUAGAUCAGUCAAAGCUCCGAAAAAACGAAAAUGUGAGAGGUUCAAAGGCAGUUCAGUUUCAUCAUGCGUGCAACUAUUGCUCGGUAAAGAAAAUAUCUUCACAGCCAGCAGCCGUAUGUUUAUGCGAGGACGUGUGACAAUGCUGCCUUUGAACACAAGCGCCUCGAGGUGACGCAGUGACCGACUAAGUGCAAGCACGAGGGGAUGUAGUGGAGGGUUUGUGCAGCCUUACAACAGGCUAAAGAUGUAACCUGCAGUUGGUUAGUCACAAACCAUUAUCUGACAUCAAUCUUUCAUUCAUCUGAGAAAAUGAUCAGAGGCAGAAAAGGAGGAGUAUUGCAAAAAAGCUUUAAAGCAGUCACCACUACAAAUGUGGAGGCUUCUACUGGUGUUACAUCCAUCUUUGUCCUUCAACCCUCUCAUUGCUCGCAGAGCGUGCAUUGAUGCUCCAGUCCCUGGCCCUGGUAACGACUGCCAUGGCAACCCUGUUAUAGCCCUAUCUAUUCAAGACAGCAUCACUGAUCGACUGCAUGAUCUGGUGCUGCUGCUUGCACAUUUCAGAUGCUUUGUUUUUCAUUAAAAUGCAUCAUUUCUUGUACAGCGUGUUUAUAUUUUGGAGACUGAUUUCUCUGUGGGACUUAAAGGAACAUUGCUAAUUAUGUAUAUGUACAGUACAACAAAGAAAAUUCCUAUUUUGUUACUUUGAAUCUCUUGACACAUGAAUACUAGAGAUAAAUAUGUGCAAGAGAAUGUUAGAAAUUUAGUUUUUGCUCUGUUUGCUCGUCUUUAGUUGACCUUGGUGCAGAUUCAUCAGGUUCUCUAUUUGUCUGCCAAAUAGCUGAGUCAUAUUCCUUUCAUAGCAAGGAAACAUUGUCAUUACGGACAAGUCCACAUGCUCUGGCUAUCAGAUGACACAUUCACGCUCCAUACAUCAUUAAAUACCAGAGGAACAUUAACUGAAGUCCUGCAUUAUAUUUAACUUUAAUGUAAUUUUUAUGGGGAUUUAAUGAAUAAAUUGCUGUAUGUUGGAAUGUGACUGACAUGUGCCAGCCUCUUGACCCUUCAGGUCACAUUCUCUUCAUACAGAGUGUCUGGCAUUAAGUAGCUCCACAUGUAGGCCUAAUAUCCAGUUACCAGCGGCCCCCAUUGAGAGGCUCACUCUUUAUGCAGCCUACUUGUAAGGAGGCCCCCGGUGAAGCUGACGACAUCUGGGAUCAGAUUGCACUCUUUAAUCCUUUGUCCAUUAGUGUGGAAACACUAAAAGUUGUCCUGGAGCGGCAACCAAAAGGGAGAAUUUCAUCACAGUGCACAUUAGCAAGCUCAGGCUGUCACUGGGCUAAAAGGCUCCUUGUUAGCCGCUCGCGCCAAAUGCUCCACACUAACCCUCUGUCUACGUAUGUGUGAGCGCAUUCAAAAACUGAUGCCCGACCAAAAUGUUAUGAAGACACACGUUCUGCGCAGAAUGAUGCACAACAACCAGCAGAAUGUCUGAACUGAACGCAGAGACCAUUCUAAAUAAUUUGCCAUCAGAUUCUCGACUCUUUUUUUAUUUCUAUUUUUUAUUGAGCUGCUGCUAAACACACCGUCUCUUCAGAUUGUUUACCGACUGUGUUUGCUUGCUACCUUUCCAUAGAAACCCUUGUGUGAGGGUCACCCUUCAGGGAGGCUGUGGCCUGGCAGGUUAUUUUCAGUGUCUGUUACUAGCCCAUCAAGGGAUAGCAUUUCAUUGCCUAUUUUGCGUGUACACAGACAGUGAUUGUGGUUAGAAGAGCCACAUAAACAUGCAGGAGUAGCAUGCAUGCUGCGACCCAUAUAAACCUCAUACAGACAUUAUGUUUUUUAACAAGCCACCAGAAGUUAAAUUAAAUUUGAACACAGGAAGACCAGUUCCCUGUACCCUGAGGGUGAAGAGGAGUAAUAGAAACUGUGUCUAAAAUCAUUCAUUCUAAUUUUACACACCCUGUAGUUCAUGAUUAACGACCGUAAUGACAACAGCAGAGAGAAACACAUUAGAGUUUAUUUCCUGGUUUGAAAGAAACACCGCGAUGAGCAGGCGCACCUGUUUGAAGCAGUUUUAAAUACUGAGGGGUUUCCCUGCUCUGUCAUUUGAGAAGGACUUUUGACAUUCUGCAACUUUAUCCCCUGUGUUAAUGUGAGGGACAGGGGGAUUAUCAAGGUUUACACCAAUGGGUGGAACACAAACGCUAAGAGAUCCUGUCAUCUGUUUAGUUUUUUGUUUUUCUACGCAAGUAAUAGCUAGCUCAAAGACAUAACAGCAGAUAAUGGCUUAGACUGACAUUAGAGCAAUGAUUAGUUACUUAAAUAUGCUGAAAAAAAUAGGAAACCUGCAGAAGUACAGAAAAACAUUUUCAAAUGAAUGACGUUGAUAUUGCAUAAAAUAUCUAUGCCCAUGUAAACUUUAUUUCAGCACACAUUAACUGUUUCUCAUUUGUAGUGCAAACAAGUUACAUUACUCAGACAGCAAAAUUAAAUGGGUCAAUAUAUAAUUGCAGGACUUUUUGUAACAUAGUUGACAGGUAUCACAGUUGACAUUUUUGCUGUUUUCAGGCCUAAAAUCAACAUGGCCGCCUAGAACCAAACACCACAUGGCAUUUUUACAGAAAGAUUCUUCUAAAUAUUAUAUGUACAGUUGAGCAAAACUGAAAUUGAAAGUUGGUUAUAAAGAUAUUGUAGUAAACCUGUUGACUACUUUAUAUUAAAUAACUCAGAAAGCCUUGGAGUCUGGCCAGUCUGUCCUUCAGGAGGAAAUAACAUCAUGUGGAGCAGGUCAUGUGAUCUGGAAUUAACACACUUCCUUGAGAGAUGUUUUUGUAACUUUGUCGGGCACAGAUACAAUUAGUUAUUUUCCAUAUAAAAUUUGCUAUAUUGCCAAAAAAGAAAGUAUCUGUCAUGAUUAUCUCAACUUAAUAAAAGAAUACAAAAGAA